Molecule: messenger RNA, 675 nt
Organism: Effrenium voratum
Lineage: Eukaryota; Dinophyceae; Suessiales; Symbiodiniaceae
Source: the annotation of a GenBank genome assembly
AUGGCGUUCGUGGGCUGCGCUCCGGAGCAGGUGGCUGAGAUGUCUGCGCUCUGCUCCUGCGUCGAGGCGUAUGUCGCACUGGGGGAUGCUACAAAGGCCGAGUUCAGAGCAGACGAGGCGUGCAGCUUGGCAAAAGCCUUCAGCGGCACACUUCGGGAGGCAGCGCCGAAGCUGGCGCUUGUCAAGUCCAAACUCCUGGGGAGCAAGGAAGGGACGGAUGCAAUGGCCUUGCUGCGCGAGAUCGGGGCUACCUGGGGGGAGACUGCUUUGCUUCUCGGCUUGGCAAAGGAUGCCACCAAGGACACAGCAAAGGCCCGUGCUGCCCUUGAGCAGGCAAAGCUCAAGCAGAAUAGGUGGCUGGAGGCAUUUGCGCUGCUGACUCUGACGCUUGCAUUGCAGCCCAAGGGCAGCCCUGGGGCGACUGCCGUGGACGAGUUCCUGGCUCUCGCGAAGCGCCAUGGCAUCCACGUUGGGGAAGCUGAUGCUGCUUCGAGCAUCCGAAGGCUUCAGGGCAGUGGCAGCACGACGCAAGAUCUGCAGGAGAUAUCCAUGAUCGACUCAGCGCCGCAGCCAAGUUCGGGCAGAGGCAGGGGCAAGCGUGGGCGACUCUGGACAUGGCCGAUGCCAAGCUGCAGCAGGGUCUACUGCAGGUUCCAGAGGUGGAGGACGCUAUGA